AUGUUCUCAACCACUCCUCUGAGUCUACUCGUCCUCGCCAUCUCUACUCUGACAACAGCUCUCCCCGCGGUUACCAAGAGAGAUACUUGCACCCUACCCACAAGCUUCACUAUCAGUGGUUUCACCGCAUUCUACCCAGCAGCCGGAAACACUCACAAUCAAACUACCAGCUUCGAAUUCGGCGACUCAAGCACGAGCAGUGAACUCACCUGCACCGUUUCCGGAGCCCACGGACCUGACGAUGUCUUCUCUUGCUCGGACCCAACUGUCUCUUUCAGCUACGAUGGUACUGAGACCAGCAGUGGAAGUGUGACGAUCUAUCAGAUGGUUUCGGGCUGUGCUGGAUGCAUUGAUGGUUCUGUUUUCGUCUCUACGGACUGUAUUCCUGCCGAAGUUCCUUUUGGUCUUGGAACGAAUUGUGAGAUGCCUACUGUCUCUUUGACUGGGGAGUUUUCGUCUAGCUAG
Messenger RNA from Mollisia scopiformis, 465 nucleotides. RefSeq lists its product as uncharacterized. The record is from RefSeq and is a predicted model, not a curated record. The transcript has 2 exons. The coding region runs from base 1 to 465 and encodes 154 amino acids. Lineage: Eukaryota; Fungi; Ascomycota; Leotiomycetes; Helotiales; Mollisiaceae.